CGUAGUAUGUCAUGAUAUAAGAACUUUAGUUUAUAAAAACUUAUACAUUAAUUUUUGCAUUGAUUCGUUAUGGCACCGCAAUUAUGUGUUCUAGUUCUGAAGAACUUUCGGAGCUAUACAAGAUGCGAGAUGGUAAUGUACAUGUUACUGCCGCUGCUAAUGAUACACUUGGUUCACUUGAGAUGCACUGUAAAUCAAGAGAAUUCUUCGCAUUGUUUCUUGCGACGAAAUGGAACUCUUGGGGAUAAUGUAAAGCUCAGUCCACUGUAUAAUUUAAUGGAGAUGAUAGCCGAAUACACUCCCAAAAAAGUACUUUUAUUGUAUACAAACAAGGAUUAUAUAGUAGAGCCACUAAAGUCAGCACUAUUUAAUGUCCUAAAGCUGAGAUCUGUUGAGCGUAUCAGCUCUGAAGGUGAUAUGGAAAAUAAGCUUAUAAACGGAAACUAUUUGGGCGGUAUUAUUUGGAAGGUGAAGGAUGUCGAGGAUGAUACGGACAUCACCAUACGAUUUCCCAGUGCACUUCGAACGAUGCCAACUGAAUUGUGGUAUACCAACCAAGUUAGACACGAAGUGAACACGCCCCGGCCGAUCUAUAUGAAUGAAGGAUUCUUACAAAUAAUGUAUGCCAUUGUGGCAUUUCUAUCAUAUCCAGCUGUAAGCAAUAUUACCAAAAAAUUCAAGGACGAUGGCAUAACGAUUACAUCAAAGCCAUUUGUUUCCGAUGCGACGUAUAACGAUUUCCUUGAUCCCCAAAUUCUCGACCCAUUGGGUACUAGUCUGGUGAAUAUAUUGCCAUUCUAUUUGAGUUCUCUCUACAUUUAUCCAUUCGUUCGUCUGGUAAUGCUUAUGCAAAAAGAAAAGACCAAGCAGCUAAAUGACUUGAUGAGAAUUUCCAGUGCAAAUCGGUUCAUCCAAUAUCUCUCUUGGUUUUGUUCUGCCUUUAUUUUGGCGACUGUGAUUAACUUAUUAACUGUUUUCUUGCUUACGGUAUGCUAUCCAUCUACUGGAACACAAAGAACAGAUGCUUGAGUCCAUAAUUCGUUUCCUUUUUUAGGCGCCGAUUUGUAAAAAUGGUAACAUUUUGAACUGUUCGAGCUUCACAGCCAUUUGGUUUUUUUUUACCAUAUGGACAGUGUGCGCCAUAUGCUUUUGUUUUCUUAUCUAUAGUUUAUUUCAAGAUACAGCCCUAGCUGCCUUUAUGAUUGUGUUUUAUUCGAUAAUUUUUUUUAUAUUAUAUAUGUUUUUGCAUGCCGGGAGCAAAGCCUUGCUCUAUCCGUUAUGCGUGUCUUUCCAAUUUGGAUUUUUAACUGGCCUUCGGAAAAUACUUUACUAUGAAAAGUACGAUAAUACGGGGCUUCAAUGGAAUCAUUUCUUAAGAGGGAAGUUUCUGGAUAGUUUUGCUCUAAUUCCCAUCAUAAUGCUGAUGGGAGCAUUCAUUUCUCUGGUGUUGUGCUCAUUAGCAGAGCUAUGCUGCCCGGGACGCUACGGAGCUUCGAUGUUUCGCAGAUCUUCCAGAGAUCAUGAUUCCUUGGGCUAUCAUCAAAACCCUCAAAGAACUCGCAAAAUGUCCCCAGCCGUUGUGCAGACGCUCAUUUUGAGUCAAAGGAGUCACAAAGGAAAGCCGCCUCUGACAAAUUUCGCCAUGAAUAUGUAUGAUGAUCAGAUCACGGCUAUAUUGGGACUAUCAGAUUCUGGGAAAUCCGCCAUUACCAAUUCCAUUUCGGGCAGCAUUCCCCCCCAGUCGGGAUCGGUAAAAAUUGACGAUAGAGAUAUUGCGAGAUCGACCAGAACUCUGGUGGGACUCUCGCCACAGCAUAAUCCAUUAUUUGCCAAUUUGACCGUUAAGCAGAACAUGUACAUCUUCUAUGCUCUGCGGGGCACUAGCGCACAUGGAAGAGUUCGUUCCACGGCCAGGUAUUUGAAAGCCCUCGAGCUCUGGCAAGUUAGGGAUGUGAAAGGCCGUUGCUUAUCCACGGCCGACAGGAGGAGAUUAUCUGUGGCCUGCGCCUUUUGUGGCAAUCCGCGGAUUGUGGUAUUAGAUGAACCCACCGAGAGCCUGGAGCCCUGUGAACGAAGAUUGGUGUGGGAUCUGUUACAAUCGGAGAAACGAUGUAGGACUUUAAUUAUCACAACUUACCAUAUCGAAGAGGCUGAUGUUCUCGGCGACCGUUUGGCUAUUCUAUGCGAUGGUAACCUGCUGUUCAAUGGCACUUCCACCUUUUUAAAAAACACGCAUGGUUCUGGAUAUCAGUUGGUCUGUUCGCAAGGGGAGGUAUGUGAAGAGCCACAGAUAACAUCGUUAAUAACAUCAUACAUACCAGAGACUACGGCAUCCUCGGAUAAACCAUUUGAAAUAUCCUACAGCAUACCGCAAUCCUAUUGCCGUAGCAUUGUGCCUUUGCUUAAGGAGCUGGAGGGUGGAGCCAAUUGUUUCAAUAUGGGCGCCAUUGGCAUUGGCACAACGCCCAUCAUAAAUAAAUUUGUGAAGGCCACUUCGCCGUGCGCCGACAGUAGCAGGGGAAAUUGUGUAGGAGGCUCCCCCGAACCCGAUGAAUGUUUAUUAUAUGGUUGUAAUUUGUGCCUCAAUCAAUGGCGUGCGAUGUUACUUAAAAAGUUCUAUCAAAUCAAGCAUAAUUUUCUGGUGUUUUUUAUGCUUUUUUUUCUGAUGCUAUUGGGAGCUGCGGCGCUGCAAAGAUACUCUUAUAGUUGGCCAAUUCCAGACAAAUACCGUUCGCACGCAGGCAUGGAUUUUGUAUUUCAGGACCGGCUGCCGCUAAAGCUGGAUAUAUAUGGACCAAGAUGCCGGGUGGCCUUUGUCAGAGACUUUAACGAUGAGAAUCCACUUAUAGGCCUCUUAAAGCGGAAAAUAACUGGCUGUAGAACACAGGAUAUAUCAGCGAAAGACUUGGACACAAAAGCAGAUAUCUUAAAUAAUGUCUAUGUCUUUGGUAUAAAAAUAAACAAAUGCGCAUAUCAAAUCUAUUACAGCCGAAAAUUUUUACAUUCGGAAGCAGUGGCAGCCGCCCUAAUAGGAUACUUGGCAAACAGUGAAUUUCUGGAUCUAUUUUGCAGUGAUGCUAAUGCAAAGAUGGAAACUCGUACGAAAGCCAUAACCUUUAACAAUCACCCCUAUCCGUCAAUUCAAUAUAGUGAAAACUCCACAAUCCGUCAGAUCGAUUGUUUCGAGAGUGGAUCUUUAUAUCUGAAUCUGUUGUGCAUAAGUAUCUUCAGCGGGUUCUUUGCCGCCUUCAUUGUCAGGGAGCGUCGCAUCGGAUUCAAGCUAUUGCAGCAAGUGGAGGGCAUUAAUAUGACAACAUUCUGGCUGGUCCACUUGCUUUUUGACUGGUUUUUGCUUUCGAUAUUUUCCGUAUCGCUUGUAAUCGUGAUGACGCUUCUUUUGCAAAAGAGUUUCGACAAUGAAACAGUUGCCUAUGCCUUUGCCUUGAUUCUCUUUAGUGUUGCACUGCUACUAUUUUUAUACUUGCUGAUGCAAUUCUUCGCACGAGUUAUGUAUGCAUGGAUUAUACCUGUAGUACUAUUGUUUAUAUUGGCCAUACCCUUCGAGUGGCCUGUUCCGGAAAAAGAAUUUGCUUUCCUUUAUAUAAUACCCACAUAUGCGGCCAUUGCGUUGGUCCAUGCCAUCUGUAUUGAGGCAUCGUCGCUUAAAGUCUGUGAAGGAAGAAACGACAAAAAAUUUCAAGGAUGCGAGGUCCACUCCCACUGGUGCGUGAUCGCUGGACUUCCAUACAUAUUGGCACUGAUCGGCGCAUCUAUGUUGUUUUAUAUCCUGCUCUUGCUUCUUGCGCGUGGAUCCUUUUGCAAGAGACGAAAAAGACGUACAGGUGGCGAAUAUACCGAUUAUUGCGAUUUGCAGAGAAUGACCCAAAAUGAGCUGAGAAACCAUACUCUUCUUUUGGAAAAUGUUGUAGUAAAUUACCAGAAUAGUCCAGUCAAAGACGUCACAAUUGGACUCAAGCCAAUGGAUGUUCUUGGAUUAGUUGGCGAGAGGUCUGGAAAGACUAGUAUUAACAAGGUAAUUGUAUCGGAAAUCAUGCUAUCUUCGGGACGAGUUCUAGUCAAAGGAAUCGACGUUCACAAUAGAAAAAUAAACCGAUACAAGGCCUACAAAUAUAUGGGCUACUGUCCCCAAAAGGAUUAUUUUGAGCCCAAAUUUACGGGUCGAGAAAAUUUAAAAAUUUUCUGUCUUAUACGUGGCAUAAGAUCGGAUAAAGUGCGAGAAGUAUCCGAAGAACUGGCCGAAAACCUUAACUUUCGGGAGCACUUACAAAAAUCAUCCAAGAAGUAUACGGUCAGUGAUAAGCGGAAGCUUAGCACAGCAAUAGCAGUGAUAGGAACACCGCCACUUAUCAUUUUGGAUGAGCCAACCGCUGGAGUGGAGAAGGCCCAUCGAUCGGAUGUUUUGGAUGUGCUGAAGAGUGUCAACGAAUGUGGCAGCACAAUAUUGUUGUCUUCAAACAACAUAGAAGAUUUUCAAUCUCUAUGCAAUCGAAUGGCAUUGCUGAAACGGGGAAAGGUGGUUGGAAUCGGGUCUGUUGAAAGUUUUCGAAAUAGUUUAACGCCGGGACUGAUUCUAAUGGUAAAAAUCAGACCUCAUGCGAUAAUUCAAAGUGUAAGAAAUGUACGAUUGCAACCAAGCGAGCAAGAAAUAGUUAGUAACAUAACAACAUUCCUGUUGCACACUUUUAAAAGCGUUUAUUUGCUAGAGGAAUUGCAAGGAGAUCUUUUAUAUUACAUACACAACACUACGAUUCCACUCGCCGAUGCCUUCAAAAUAAUAGAGCAAAACCGACACGGGCUUUUUAUUUCGGACUUCCUUUUAAAACACGAAAACAUGGAACUAACCUUUGUUGCUCAAAAUUUUCGAAUUCUUAAAUAAAUGAUAAUUUAAUAAGAA
This is a messenger RNA of Drosophila pseudoobscura, 4915 nucleotides long. Its product is annotated as ATP-binding cassette sub-family A member 3-like. The coding region runs from base 1199 to 4897 and encodes 1232 amino acids. Gene Ontology annotation, biological process: lipid transport; transmembrane transport. The transcript is spliced from 12 exons. Gene Ontology annotation, molecular function: lipid carrier activity; ATP binding; ATP hydrolysis activity. Gene Ontology annotation, cellular component: intracellular membrane-bounded organelle; membrane. The record is from RefSeq and is a predicted model, not a curated record. Lineage: Eukaryota; Metazoa; Arthropoda; Insecta; Diptera; Drosophilidae.